Molecule: messenger RNA, 2247 nt
Organism: Motacilla alba alba
Lineage: Eukaryota; Metazoa; Chordata; Aves; Passeriformes; Motacillidae
Product: polyunsaturated fatty acid lipoxygenase ALOX15B-like
Exons: 14
Coding region: 1-2247 (748 amino acids)
Biological process (GO): linoleic acid metabolic process; lipid oxidation
Molecular function (GO): protein binding; oxidoreductase activity, acting on single donors with incorporation of molecular oxygen, incorporation of two atoms of oxygen; metal ion binding
Source: RefSeq, a predicted model, not a curated record
AUGUCCGGCGGGGGCGGGGGAGGGGCGCGGUACCGGGUGGGCGUGGCCACGGGCGGGCAGUGCGGGGGGGGCACCCUGGGGACGGUCACCCUGCGGCUGCAGGGGACAGCGGGGGUGGCACCCGAGUGGCACCUGGGGUGGCCCCGGCACCGCCUGCGGCCCGGCGCCACGCUGUGGCUGGAGGUGACGGCCCCGCGGCCCCUGGGGACGCUGCUGUCCCUGCGGCUGCACAAGGAGCCGCUGAUGUCCCUUGUCCCCGACCGCUGGUUCUGCGCCAGCGUCACCGUCACCGGGCCCCUCCCGGGGGACGCCGCGGGGGACGGCGGGGACACCGUGAGGGACCUCGGGGACAUCGAGGGGGACCCUGAGGACACCGCCGGGGACGUCCCCACGGCCUUCUUCCCCUGCCACCGCUGGCUGGAGAGCGGGGACCUGGAGCUGCGCGAGGGGACAGCGCGCACUCCCCGUGACGCCGCCCGGGUGCCGCAGCUGCUGCAGCAGCGCCAGGAGGAGCGGAGAGAGCGCCGGGAGAGCUUCGAGUGGGCUCCCUACGCCCCGGGCUGGCCCUGGUGUCUCCGGGCGCUGCCCCCGGCCCUGUGCCCGUGGCCGCCCCCGCCCGCCCCGGCGAUGACGUCACGGGAGGAGACGAUGACGUCACGGGAGACGACGAUGACGUCACAGGAGGAGACGAUGACAUCACGGGAGGAGACGGUGACGUCGCCGGGGCCGCCCCCGCAGCUGCCGCCCGCGCUGAGCUUCCCCCUGGGGCACCGCGCCCAGCUGGCCGCGCGCGCCGCCGCCGCGCAGAUCCGGAUCCGGCUCCGGGGGCUCCGCUCCGGGGGCUCCUGGCGCAGCUUUGGGGACGUCCGGGCGGCGCUCGAGGGUCCCGGGACCCCCAUCAGCGAGUACGUGGUGCGGCACUGGCAGGAGGACGCGUUUUUCGGGGAGCAGUUCCUGAGCGGGGUGAACCCCGUCCUGCUGCGCCGCUGCCCCCGCCUGCCCCCCAACUUCCCGGUCACCGAGGCCAUGGUGGCACCCAGCCUGGGGGCUGGCACCUCCCUGCGACAGGAGAUGGAGGCGGGCCGUCUCUUCCUGGCCGACUACGCGCUGCUGGAGGGGCUCCCCACGGGCGCCAUCGGGGGGCGCCCCCAGUUCCUGGCGGCCCCCCUGUGCCUGCUCUGGCUCAGCCCCCGCGGCCGCCUGCUGCCCGUGGCCAUCCAGCUGUCGCAGCGCCCCGGGCCGGCGUCCCCGAUCUUCGUGCCCGGUGGCCGGGGCUGGCCGCUGGCCAAGCUGUGGGUGCGGGGCGCGCACUUCGCGCUGCACGAGAUGGUGACGCACCUGCUGCACGGCCACUUCCUGGCCGAGGCCUUCGCCGUGGCCACCCAGCGCCUGCCCGCCGCGCACCCCGUGCACCAGCUGCUCCUGCCCCACCUGCGUUUCACGUUCCACAUCAACAUCCUGGCGCGGGAGACGCUGCUGAACCCCGGCGGCAUCAUCGACCAGGCCACCUCGCUGGGCCGGGAGGGGACGCUGGCGCUGGUGGCCCGGGGGACGGCGGCGCUGACGUUCCGCGAGCUCUGCGUCCCCGAUGACGUGGCCGAGCGCGGCGUUGGGGACAUCCCCGGCUACCACUACAGGGACGACGCGCUGGACAUCUGGGAGGCCAUCCGCAGCUACGUGGAGGGCGUCGUGGCGCUGUUCUACGCCGAGGACGCGGAGGUGGCCGGGGACGAGGAGCUGCAGCAGUGGGUGGGCGAGAUCUUCACCUACGGCGUGCUGGGCAACCGCCACAGCGGGUUCCCGUCCAAGCUCUGCGGCCGCCCCGAGCUGGUCAAGUUCCUGACCAUGAUCAUCUUCUGCUGCUCCGCCCGGCACGCGGCCGUCAACAGCGGCCAGUACGACUACGCGGCCUGGAUGCCCAACACGCCGGGCACGCUGCAGCGGCCGCCGCCCGCCAGCCACCGCGAGGCCACCGAGGAGCUGCUGCUGGCGUCACUGCCGUCCCCUGAGGCCACCGGGGCCCUGCUGGCCCUGCUCAGCGUGGUCAGCUACGAGGGCGGCGAGCCGCGUCCCCUGGGCUCGCGCUCGCAGGACCUGCUGGCCGGGCCGGCCCCGCGGCGCCUGCUGGCCGCGUUCCGGGCGCGCCUGGCCGGGAUCUCGGAGCGGAUCCGCGCCCGGAACGCGGAGCUGGCCCUGCCCUACCCCUACCUGGAGCCCAGCUGCGUGCAGGAGAGCAUCUCCAUCUGA